AUGCUGACCAUCACAGGGGAGAACCUGGGUCUGCAGUUCAAGGACAUCCAGACAGGGGUCCGCAUCGGCAAGGUGGCCUGCACCCCCAUGGAGGCAGAGUACAUCAGCGCUGAACAGUGAGUGACUAUUAGUCUCUUUGUCCUCCUGCCUCUGUCCUCUGUUUUGAUGCCUUACUCCAUCUCUUUAUCUCUCUCGGUAUGCAUGUCUCCCUCCCUCCAUCCCUCCCUCCACCUGUUAGCCCUAUUUUCUAUCUACCCAUCUCACUUUCUUCUCAUUCAUCUCUGUCUCUCCCUCUCCUGUUCCUCUUUUAACCCAUUGUCACAUUAUCUUACUUGCUGGCAUCCUAGGAGACUUGUCUGGCUCACUGACAUCUGGAGAGAUACAGAUCAUGCACAAACACAUUUUCAACCGUAUUCAAAUCACGCUGACAUCAUAAACUCUCAUUGACUCAUAGUGAGAGUGUAUGAUGCUGAAAUGAAGGACCUGAGUGUUUUGAAGCAUAAAUGACUAAAGGAAAGCUGCAUUUCUUGAAGCACCACAAAGUCUGCCAACAAACAAAAACACUGUGUCGCUGUCAUCGGUACUGACAAAUAGCCUACAAUCAUAAAAGUGUGUGGAUAUUUCUGAUUGACUUUAUAUCUGUACUUAAACAUAUUUGGACCCUACUGUAUAUGAAGAUAGUUGUUUCAAGGAUACUUGUGUUUGUUUCAACCCUGCUGUCACCUCCAAACGUGAAGGGCUAAUGCUUAACCCCCGUCUCCCCGGUUACAAUUAGGGCACGUUGCCAUGACGGCAAACAUGUGGCGGCAGUGGUCCGCACUAAACCUUUCAGGGUGAUUAAAAGUGAUGUUCCCCAUAUGGAGCGACUCGGAAGUGACUGCUCCUGUCAUCUCUGUAACCCUGUCAGAGCCGUAACGGAGGAGGUGGGUUACGGCAAUGAGCACAAAGGUUAGGGGUAAAUGGUGGGUGCGGUGUGGAGAUUGGAGAAGGCCGUCGCCUAUUCAAGUCUGGUCAAGCUCAGCCCACACGCUCUCACAAAGGAGUAGAUGCACACACACACACACAUGCAAACACGCUUACUCUGACAGUAAGUCGUGUGCAUACAGUACAUGCAAAUAGAGUUUACACACAAACCAAUAAACCUGUACAUCUUAAGAAUCUUAUUUUUCUUACACUCAUAUACAGUUUAUAAUUCUGUCUCUCCCUCUGUUAUUUGGUUCCAAUUUGUCUACCUAAUAUUCCUCUUAUCGUCACUGUGAUGAUGCCAGUAAAAAUGGCUCCAUUAACACAAUCAUCUCCUAAAAACUCUCCUCACUCUAAUCAUUGUCCCUCCCUGCGUGAGACCAAACAAAUAAUUGCAUCGGAAUGCGGACGUCAUCGCCGCGGCGAUGGAGAGCGGUUACCGUGGCCACCUACAGCGAGGACAAAAGCAGCUGAGUUAAUAACUCAUCGCAGGCGGAUAGAGGGAGGGAGGGAGGGAGGGAGGGAGGAAACGAGCUUGUUCAAUUAAUCACCCCCCUCUCACUUAAACCCAGCUCUCUUUUCUCUCUCUCUCUCUCAUUUUCUGGGGCUAAUUAACAGUCCAGAGUGUCUGAGGAGGGUGAAACGUGAGGGCUCUGUGUGCGUGUGCAUGCAUGCAUCCGUGUAUGUGUGCACAAUCCUAUGUGUGUGGUGUGUUUGCGCUGAUUACACACAUGCUAGCACAUGUCUGUGUGUAUUCUCGCCCGCAGUGCCCAACCACCUCAGACUCUCGUCCUCUGCCUCAAUCAUUUCUAAAAUGAAUUUUCAUUUGGCCAGUCGCCGCCCAAGGCCAAACACAAGGCUUAUGGGGUUAUAAUAUCCUCUAAUACACUCAUAGAGACACAUGGAACCUCUCUCUCCUAUCGUACCUCUCAAGGUACAAGUGGAUGUCCUCACCAUCACACACAGUAGCAUGGCUAUGGAAAUGUGCAGGGCUAUUGAUAUGCUCUAUGGCUUGGUUACCCUUGGACUAAUGCUAUGGAUAUGUCAAUGGCUAUGAUCAUAUGUGUAGUGUCACUCUCUCGCUCUCUCUCUCAGGAUCGUGUGCAAGCUGGCUGAUGCGACAGGUUACCGGGUUCAGGAGGCUCACGUGGAAGUAUGUGUGAGGGACUGCACACACACCGACUACAAAGUCAUCUCACCCAAGGCCUUCACUUUUGUGGUAAGCUGCCAUCAUACCUGUGCUGAAAUGUCCUUCUGUAAGGUUGUGUUCUUUCAUCAAUUGAAAAACAACAGUUGAUUCCAGAACAAAUGAAUUCCUAUAUCUGACGUCUUCUCUUGGUGUGUUCCUCUACCCCCAGUCUCCCUAUUUCACGCGUGUACAGCCCUCUAAGGGCCCCCUCUCGGGGGGAACUCGCAUCACCAUUGAGGGGAGCCACCUCAACGCGGGCAGCGCUGUGGCUGUCAAGAUCGGCCUCCAUCCCUGCCGCUUCGAGAGGUAAGCUCUCACACCGCCCACUCGCUUGUCUUGUCUUUGGGAUAUUGUUUAUUAUUGAUAACAUUAUUGUGCUGUAUCGAUAUCUCUAUUCGAUAACUGCUGUAAGUGGUCGGACUAACUUGCAUUUAUUUUGAGAAUGACUACUGUUAUUUGUGACGGGAAUGACUAUCUCUGCUAUGGGAAUGACCAACCUCUGUUUCUAUGGUUUACCUUCCAUUGAAGAGCAAUGAUUUAGAAUUAGGGUUUCAAGUACUCUUUACAGUAAUAAUGUUUGCCCAUUGCGCUACAUGUUACGAGCUUGGUAAGUUCUCCAACAUUCGAUGGGAGAUUCAGAGAAGCUGGAAAGGCGAGAAUGCACAAUACAGAGAGAGUAUGUUCUCCUGCAACGAGCGCUCUCUCUCCAUAGUCUGUCAUGGUGAAACACACACACACACAGUGUUCUCGCAGCGUACCGUGCACUCAUCUAAAACUGCAAAUGAACAUGUUAGCAGAUGGCGAGAACACCUCACAGAGAGGAGAGUGCCUUGUUAACACCUCUAAGAAGAGGGUUGGGAUACAUAGAAAAUGAAAAGAGAGCUGAAUGAGAGAAGAACAUGGGAGAAGACAAUCAAACAUUCACAGCCCACAUCAAACCACCCCCCAAGACACAAAUCUCAUCUUCUCAGUCACAUUUAUUAAUGAGGAGGAGGAAAAUUGAGGCAAAAUUAGCCAGUUCAGCCCCCUUUUGAAGACCCUGGAAAUACCCAUACAUUUAUCUUGCUACGCAGACUGUAGUUUUUCGGAACAAUUAGCUUUAGAUUUAAUGUAAGCACUAUCAACAUGAUUGGUAGGUGGUAUAUAGACAGCCAUAUGUGACAGGGUUUAUACAAGGGGAAUACAUGCAUGCUGCAAUGACAUCUGUUGAUAUGGGGAAACAUGUUGAGCUAAAACCUUCACUGACUCUGAAAAGACAGCUUCUGUCUUUGGUAUAGUAUAGAAUUCCAAAUACUAGUGAUACAAAGGGAUAAUAAUAAUAAUAAUAUAAUAUGAUAGUGUAUGAUAGGGUUAGUGUUAUGGUUAGGGUUAGUCAUCUUGAGCUGUAAUAUGAUAGGGUUAGGGUUAGUCAUCUUGAGCUGUAAUAUAAUAUGAUGGUGUAUGAUAUGGUUAUGGUUAGGGUUAGUCAUCUUGAGCUGUUCUGCUAAAGUCACAUGAGGGCUCAUCUCAAUAAUCAAAGGUAGCUUCCUCCCCUAAUCUCCUUCAUCUGCACUAACCUGAAAACACAGGAUAGGUGAAAUCAAGGACGUGGAUGCCCACUGGGAGGUUUGCUGCCACCUUGUCUAGUUCAAUCAAGCCACAUUGACAUUAUCCCACCCCUGGUUAGUCCACAAUUGGCUUAAAAAAUUCAAACGUAACACAAUAUCUGCCAGUAUGAAAAUGUAUGCACUCACUAACUGUAAGUCGCUCUAGAUAAGAGCAUCUGCUAAAUGACUAAAAAUGUAAAAAUGUAAAUUAAUUUGCAGGAAUAUUGCUCCUGUCUGUCUGUUUGGUGCAAGCAUUUGUUUAUCACUCUGUAUGUAGCCAGUUAGCAAUGCUAAUGAUAACAGUCUUGUGGGUAGACGGAAAGACUUUAGUCUAAAACCUACUCAAUUAAAUGUUAAAUGGAAAGUAGGCUUACCUGACAGAACUAUAGAAGGAUUGUUUGUAUCAAUUGGGUGGCGAUUGUUUUGCAAACUUUGCCAUGAUGUGUUGCAGCAGUAGGCCUAACAGCAGAAACAUCACCGAUACAUUCCUCUCUUGCUAGAUGCUCAAUUAAAGGGGAAUUACAUUUUCUUUUUUUUAUGUUACAUUUUUUUCCAGACCUCAAGAAUGGUCUUCAUAUGUAUUUUAAGCAUUGACAUGGACUCAAAACAUCAAUUUUCGUUAUUUCUCUAUGAAUAAUUGUAAUAUUGCGAGUAAAAAACUGAUGAAAAUCACAAACCAGGAAAGAGAAAACAGAAUUCAGGGAAAUAUAAUUUUAUGGGGCCCCCUUAGUUGUUUAUUAAACAUUAUUUUACCAGGUAUAUUAACAGAAAAUGCAUUUAUUGUACACCAAGGACCAGGGGAAGAGUUACAGGGUAAUGGAGAAGAGAAGAAUGUGACGAUUUGAAAGCUAUAAAAAAAAUAGUAGCUCGAGACAAGUUUAAUUUUUUAAAAGUAGCUCUCAUGCUAGAAAAUGUUGGUGACCCCCUGCACUAGACUUUUGAUAUUAGAACAGAACAUACAUAGCAUUGUCCUUUCAGACCUGCUCUAGCAUAGCGACGCUCUAUGUCCCUAAAAUAAUGGAUUUGAAAAGUGACCUCUCUUUUCCCCGUGUCCCUCAUGUCCAAAUGUUUUUUUCUUUGUCUCAGAGUUCAACACGACCAAUUUAAUCAAAGUGUAUUUACCCUAAUCAUUCUGCUACUCCCUCUGCAACCCCUUUCUUCCCUUUCUUUCUGUUUUUCUAUUUCUGGCCCUCUCUCUCUCUUCUCCCAUUCUUUUGUGCCGGCUGACAACAAACUUGUCAAAAUAUGUAUGGUGCACCGCAGGUUUCGCCGACGAGUGUUAUGAAAGUGGUUGCCCGGGCAACGAGGCGGUGCGAGCGGAAUGUGGAAAAGGCGCUUUUCUUUUUCUUAUUUUCCUCCCCUUCUUCUGGAAGACGGGGCGUUUAAAUUGCUUGUUACGAGACAGCCGGGAUGUGCUUGCAGAAAUGCAUCCUAGCUUAUUUUCUCUUCCACUUAGUUUCCCCUCAACUGCUGUCGUCUCACUAAUGUGUUUUCGUCCUCUUUCCUUCUCUCUGUUUCUGGUCCACAAUAGAUGGGAUUUAUGUAUGAAAUAAUUGUUGUGUAGGAUAGGAAAGCACUCAUCACACACUAUUGAAGUAAUAUGGCUACAGGUUCAUCUGCCUCACCAAAAGCCCAUUCUGGUGGGAAGCUGCUGUAGACCACCAAGUGCUAACAGUCAGUAUCUGGAUAACGUGUGAAAAAAUAAAGUGACAGUAGGGAGGCUAUAUAUACAAUAGAGUAAAGUGACAGUAGGGAGGCUAUAUAUACAGGGGGGUACCGUUGCAUAGUCAAUGUGCGGGGGGCACCGGCUAGUUGAGGUAAUAUGUACAUGUGGGUAGAGUUAAAGUGACUAUGCAUAAAUACUUAACAGAGUAGCAGCAGCGUAAAAAAGGAUGGGGUGGGGGGGCAGUGCAAAUAGUCCGGGUAGCCAUGAUUAGCUGUUCAGGAGUCUUAUGGCUUGGGGGGUAGAAGCUGUUGAGAAGUCUUUUGGACCUAGACUUGGCACUCCGGUACCGCUUGCCGUGCGGUAGCAGAGAGAACAGUCUAUGACUAGGGUGACUGGAGUCUUUGACAAUUUUGAGGGCCUUCCUCUGACACCGCCUGGUAUAGAGGUCCUGGAUGGCAGGGAGCUUUGCCCCAGUGAUGUACUGGGCCGUACGCACUACCCUCUGUAGUGCCUUGCGGUCAGGGGCCAAGCUUGCAUACCAGCGUGUAUGCAACAGUCAGGAUGCUCUCGAUGGUGCACUGAGAAUUUGAGGCAUGCAAAUCUUUUAGUUCGAGGGAAUGGCUUGUGGCCUUUCACGAAUGAUGGUUUGUGAGUGGACACCAAGGAAUUGAGCUCUCAACCGCCACUACAGCCCGUCGAUGAGAAAUGCUUGAUAAUGUAUGUGAUAUCAACAGAGAGGCAUAUUUUCUAGGUGACUUAAAUAUUGACUGGCUUUCAUCAAGCUGCUCACUCAAGAAAAAGCUUCAAACUGUAACCAGUGCCUGCAACAUUGUUCAGGUUAUCAGUCAACUUACCAGGGUAGUUACAAACCGCACAGGAAUGAAAUCAUCAACAUGUAUUGAUCACAUAUUUACUAAUGCUGCAAAGAUAAUAUUUAAAGCAGUAUCCAAAUCCAUCAGAUGUAGUGAUCACAAUAUAGUAGCCAUAUCUAGGAAAACCAAAGUUCAAAAGGCUGGGCCUAAUAUAGUGUAUAAGAGGUCAUACAAUAUGUUUUGUAGUGAUUCCUGUGUUGUUGAUAUAAAUAAUAUUUGUUGGUCUGUGGUGUGUAAUAAGGAGCAACCAGACGCUGCUCUUCACAUAUUUAUGAAAUUGCUUAUUCCAGUUACUAAUAAACAUGCACCCAUUAAGAAAAUGACAGGAAAAACUGUUAAAUCCCUGUGGAUUGAUGAGGAAUUAAAGAAUUGUAUGGUUGAGAGGGAUGAGGCAAAAGGAAUGGCAAAUAAGUCUGGCUGCACAACCGAUUGGCAAACGUACUGCAAAUUGAGAAAUCAUGUGACUAAACUGAAUAAAAAUAAGAAACUAAACUAUGAAACAAAUAUAAAGUAUAUAAAGAAUGACAGUAAAAAUCUUUGGAGCACCUUAAAUGAAGUUUUGGGCAAAAAGGCAAACUCAGCUCCAUCAUUCAUUAAGUCAGAUGACUCAUCACAAAACCCACUGAUAUUGCCAAUUACUCAGUUUUUUUCAUUGGCAAGAUUAGCAAACUUAGGCAUGACAUGCUAGCAACAAACGCUGACACUAUGCAUCUAAGUAUAACUGAUCAAAUUAUGAAAGACAAGCAUUGUAAUUUUGAAUUUUGUAAAGUGAAUGUGGAAGAGGUGAAAAACGUAUUGUUGUCGAUCAACAAUGACAAGCCACCGGGGACUGAAAACUUGCAUGGAAAAUUACUGAGGAUAAUUGCGGACAAUAUUGCCACUGCUAUUUGCCAAAUCUUUAAUCUAAGCCUAGUAGAAAGUGUGUGCCCUCAGUCCUGGAGGGAAGCAAAAGUCACUACCCAAGAAUAGUAAAAGCCCCCUUUACUGGCUCAAAUAGCCGACCAAACAUCCUGUUACCAACCCUUAGUAAACUUUUGACAAGAUACACUGCUGUUUUACUGUAAACAAAUUGACGACAGACUUUCAGCACGCUGAUAGGGAAGGACAUUCAACAAGCACGGCACUUACACAAAUUACUGAUUGGCUGAGAGAAAUUGAUGAUGAAAAGAUUAUGGGAGCUGUUUCGUUAGACUUCAGUGCGGCUUUUGACAUUAUUGAUCAUAGUCUGCUGAUGGAAAAGCGUAUGUGGUAUGGCUUUACUCCACCUGCUAUAUUGUGGAUACAGAGUUACAUGUCUAACAGAACACAGAGGGUGUUCUUUAAAGGAAGCCUUUCCAACAUAAUCCAGGUAGAAACAGGAAUUCCCCAGGGCAGCUGUCUAGGCCCCUUACUUUUUUCAAUCUUGACAUGCCACUGGCUUUGAGUAAAGCCAGUGUGUCUAUGUAUGCAUAUGACUCAACGCUAUUCAUGUCAGCUAAAACAGCAAGUGAAAUCACUGUAACACUUAACAAAGAGCAGCAGUUAGUUUCAGAAUGAGUGGCAAGGAAUAAGUUAGCCCUAAAUAACUAAAUAAAUAAAAACUAAAAGCAGUGUAUUUGGGACAAAUCAUUCACUAAACUCUAAACCUCAACUAAAUCUUGGAAUAAAUAAUGUGGAAAUUGAGCAAGUUGAGGUGACUAAAAUGUUUGGAGUAACCCUGGAUUGUAAACUGUCAUGAUCAAAACAUGUUUAUAAAACAGUAGCUUAGAUGGGGAGAAGUCUGUCCAUAAUAAAACGCAACUCCGCCUUUUAAACAACACUAUCAACAAGGCAGGUCCUACAGGCCCUAGUUUUGUCAAACCUGGACUACUUUUCAGUCGUGUGGUCAGGUGCCACAAAGAGGGACCUCAGAAAAGUACAAUUGUCUCAGAACAGGCUCAGAACACAGAGCUAACAUAAAUAAUAUGCAUGUAAAUCUCUCAAUGCGGAGGAGAGAUUGACUUCAUCACUACCUGUUUUUGAAAGAAGUGUUGACAUGCUGAAUGCACCAAGGUGUCUGUUUAAACUACUAGCACACAGCUCGGACACCUAUGCAUACCCCACAAGACGUGCCACCAAAGGUCUCUUCACAAUCCCCAAGUCAAGAACAUAAUAUGGGAGGCGCACAGUACUACAUAGAGCCAUGGCUACAUGGAACUCUAUUCCACAUCAGGUAACUGAUGCAAGCAGUAGAAUCAGAUUUAAAAAACAGAUACAAAUACACCUUAUGGAACAGCUGGGACUGUGAAGAGACACAGGCACAGACACGCCUACACAUACACAUGAUAAAACACGCACUCUACACACACGUACACAUGGAUGUUGGAUUGUAGAUAUGUAGUAGUAGAGUAGUGGCCUAAGGGAACACACUUAAUGUGUUGUGAAAAGUGUUAUAAAAUGUAAUGUCAUGUAAUAUUUUAAAUUGUAUAUAACCGCCUUAAUGUUGCUGGACCCCAGGAAGAGUAGCUGCUGCCUUGGCAGGAAUAAAUGGGGAUCCUUAAUAAAUACAAAUACACACAUGCACACACCAAUGUAUGUAUGCACACCAUACAUGUGCAUCCGUUCACAAAUAUACACAUUAAAAACUCACGCGCUCACACACACACAUAGCUUUUUUGACGUGAAUUUGUAUUCCCAUUCAACAUUUUAUUUUCCCUAACCGCAAGACUUUAACCCCAAAACCUUAACUCCUAACCUUAACCCUAACCUUAACCCCCUAAGGUCGAUAUCUAAUUAGCAUAAUAUAAUUAACAUAAGAAGAACAUCCCCAUAAAAAUCUGUCAGUUUAAGAGAUCUGUUUUUUGCAUUGGAUGUGUCUCGAUCCACCGCAUCUGCCUAUGUCGCACUUCCGCAACUGUGGGGAAAGGUGACAGAGCUAGAGCAGUGUUUGUCAGACCAUGAGACAUCCCCAAAACACGGUGGUGUUGUCCGUUUUGCUCUACGAACCCCACAAGCGUCUUGGGACUCAUCUGAAGUCAGUACAGCCGAUCUGCCAACUUCUGUCUGUAUAUAUAUAUUUGCGAGAAAAAAAAACAUAUGGGGAUUGGAAGUGAUGCAGACAAUUACAUUGAUGGAAGUUACAAUCUAUCUGCAAUUUUAAAGCUGAUCUACCCCCUAAAAAAAUGGAAAGGUGAGACUCUCACGAACACGUACAUGUUGGUUGUUUUGCUCUACGACACUCACAGGCCAAAAUGACUAGUCUGAAGGUCCCCCGGUACCAGUUGAAAAUGUUUUAUGGAAGUACAGUACAUUUGGAAACAAUUCAGCCCCCUUGACUUUUCCACAUUUUGUUACGUUACAGCCUUAUUCUACAAUUGAUUAAAUAGUUCUUGUUUUUCUCAGCAAUCUUCACACUAUACCCUAUAAUGCCAAAGCAAAAACAGGUUGUUAGACAUUUUUGCUAAUGUAUUAAAAAUAACAAAUGGAAAUAUUACAUUUACAUAAGUAUUCAUACCCUUUACUCAGUACUUUGUUGAAGCACCUUUGACAGCGAUUACACCCUCGAGUCCUCUUCGGUCUGAUGCUACAAGCUUGGCACACCUGUAUUUGGGGAGUGUCUCCCAUUCUUCUCUGCAGAUCCUCUCAAGCUCUGUCAGGUUGGAUUAGGAGCGUCACUGCACAGCUAUUUUCAGGUCUCUCCAGAGAUGUUCGAUCAGGUUCAAUUCCGGCCUCUGGCUGUGCCACUCAAGGAUAUUCAGAGACUUGUCCCAAAGCACUCCUGCGUUGUCUUGGCUGUGUGCUUAGGGUCAUUGUCCUGUUAGAAGGUGAACCUUCACCCCAGUCUGAGGUCCUGAGCACUCUGGAGCAGGUUUUCAUCAAAGAUCUCUCUGUACGUUGCUCCGUUCAUCUUUCCCUCGAUCCUGACUAGACUCCCAGUCCCUGCCGCUGAAAAACAUCCCCACAGCAUGAUGCUGCCACCACCAUGCUUCACGGCAGGGAUGGUGCCUGGUUUCCUCCAAACAUGACACUUGGCAUUCAGGCCAAGGAGUUCAAUCUUGCUUUCAUCAGACCAGAGAAUCUUGUUUCUCAUGGUCUGAGAAUCCUGUAGGUGCCUUUUGGAAAACUUUUUUGGUACCCUUCCCCAGAUCUGUGCCUCGACACAAUCCUGUCUCAGUGCUCUACGGAAAAUUCCUUCGACUUAAUGGCUUGGUUUUUGCUCUGACAUACACUGUCAACUGUUGGACCUUAUAUAGACAGGUGUGUGCCUUUCCAAAUCAUGUCCAAACAAUUUAAUAUACCACAGGCAGACUCCAAUCAAGUUGUGGAAACAUCUCAAGGAUGAUCAAUGGAAACAUGAUGCACCUGAGCUCAAUUUUGAGUCUCAUAGCAAAGGGUCUGAAUACUUAUGUAAAUAAGGUAUUUCUGUUUGUAUUAUUUUUAUAAAUGUGCUAAUAUUUCUAAAAACCUGUAUUUGCUUUGUCAUUAUGGGGUAUUGUUUGUAUAUUGAUUAAAAAAUGAACAGUGGCUAUGUACAGUGGCUUGCGAAAGUAUUCACCCCCCUUGACAUUUUUCCUAUUUUGUUGCCUGACAACCUGGAAUUAAAAUUUGUAUCAUUUGAUUUACACAACAUGCCUACCACUUUGAAGAUGCAAAAUAUUUUUGGGGGUGAAACAAAGAAGAAAUAAGACCAAAAAAAAAAAACUUGAGCCACCUUUUUGCAGCAAUUACAGCUGCACGUCUCUUGGGGUAUGUCUCUAUAAGCUUGGCACAUCUAGCCACUGGGAUUUUUGCCCAUUCUUCAAGGCAAAACUGCUCCAGCUCCUUCAAGUCGGAUGGGUUCCGCUGUAAGUCAUACCACAGAUUCUCAAUUGGAUUGAGGUCUGGGCUUUGACUAGGCCAUUCCAAGACAUUUAAAUGUUUCCCUUUAAACCACUCGAGUGUUGCUUUAGCAGUAUGCUUAGGGUCAUUGUCUUGCUGGAAGCUGAACCUCCGUCACAAUCUCAAAUCUCUGGAAGACUGAAACAGGUUUCCCUCAACAAAUUCCCUGUAUUUAGUGCCAUCCAUCAUUCCUUCAAUUCUGACCAGUUUCCCAGUCCCUGCCGAUGGAAAAACAUCCCCACAGCAUGAUGCUGCCACCACCAUGCUUCACUGUGGGGAUGGUGUUCUCGGGGUGAUGAGAGGUGUUGGGUUUGCACCAGACAUUUUCCUUGAUGGCCAAAAUGUAUCAUCUGACCAGAGUACCUUCUUCCAUAUGUUUGAGGAGUCUCCCACAUGCCUUUUGUCAAACACCAAACGUGUUUGCUUAUUUUUUUCUUUAAGCAAUGGCUUUUUUCUGGCCACUUCCGUAAAGCCCAGCUCUGUGGAGUGUAUGUCUUAAAGUGGUCCUAUGGACAGAUACUCCAAUCUCCACUGUGGAGCUUUGCAGCUCCUUCAGGGUUAUCUUUGGUCUCUUUGUUGCCUCUCUGAUUAAGCCCUCCUUACCUGGUCCGUGAGUUUUGGUGGGCGGCCCUCUCUUGGCUGGUUUGUUGUGGUGCCAUAUUCUUUCAAUUUUUUUAUAAUGGAUUUAAUGGUGCUCCGUGGGAUGUUCAAAGUUUCUGAUCUUUUUUUAUAACCCAACCCUGAUCUGUACUUCUCCACAGCUUUGUCCCUGACCUGUUUGGAGAGCUCCUUGAUCUUCAUGGUGCCGCUUGCUUAGUGGUGUUGCCGACUCUGGGGCCUUUCAGAACAGGUGUAUAUAUACUGAGAUCAUGUGACAGAUCAUAUGACACUUAGAUUGCACACAGGUGGACUUUAUUUAACUAACUAUGUGACUUCUGACGGUAAUUGGUUGCACCAGAUCUUAUUUAGGGGCUUCAUAGCAAAGGGGAUGAAUACAUAUGCACGCAUCCACUUUUCCGUGAUACAUUUUUUUGAAUUUUCAAGUAAUUGUUUUCAUUUCACUUCACCAAUUUGGAAUUUUGUGUAUGUCCAUUACAUGAAAUCCAAAUAAAAAUCUAUUUAAAUUACAGGUUGUAAUGCAACAAAAUAGAAAAAACGGCAAGGGGGAUGAAUACUUUUGCAAGGCACUGUAAUACAUUUUGGAAUAAGGCUGUAACAUAACAAAAUGUGGAAGAAGUCAAGAGGUCUGAAUAUUUUCUGAAUGCACUAGGGAGACUGUUUAGUGACAAAAAUAAUGGGUUAAAUACACUUCAGAACAAACUUCCUUUAGAUUUUUUUAGGGGGACUAUAUGUUGUUCCAUGUAGUGAAUCUGUUAUUCAAUGCGUUUGUAUUGGCUAAUAGCUGUAAGGCCAAAAAUAUACAGUGAGGGAGAAAAUAUUUUGUACGUUUGCCCACUGACUAAGAAAUGAUCAGUCUAUAAUUUUAAUGGUCGGUUUAUUUGAACAGUGAGAGACAGAAUAACAACAACAAAAUCCAGAAAAACGCAUGUCAAACAUUUUAUAAAUUGAUUUGCAUUUUAAUGAGGGAAAUAAGUAUUUGACCCCUCUGCAAAACAUGAUUUAGUACUCGGUGGCAAAACCCUUGUUGGCAAUCACAGAGGUCAGACGUUUCUUGUAGUUGGCCACCAGGUUUGCACACAUCUCAGGAGGAAUUUUAUCCCACUCCUCUUUGCAGAUCUUCUCCAAGUCAUUAAGGUUUCGAGCCUGACGUUUGGACAACUCAAACCUUCAGCUCCCUCCACAGAUUUUCUAUGGGAUUAAGGUCUGGAGACUGGCUAGGCCACUCCAGGACCUUAAUGCGCUUCUUCUUGAGCUACUCCUUUGUUGCCUUGGCCGUGUGUUUUGGGUCAUUGUCAUGCUGGAAUACCCAUCCACAACCCUUUUUCAAUGCCCUGGCUGAGGGAAGGAGGUUCUCACCCAAGAUUUGACGGUACAUGGCCCUGUCCAUCAUCCCUUUGAUGCGGUAAAGUUUUCCUGUCCCCUUAGCAGAAAAACACCCCCAAAGCAUAAUGUUUCCACCUCCAUGUUUGACGGUGGGGAUGGUGUUCUUGGGGUCAUAGGCAGCAUUCCUCCUCCUCCAAACACGGCGAGUUGAGUUGAUGCCAAAGAGCUCCAUUUUGGUCUCAUCUGACCACAACACUUUCACCCAGUUCUCCUCUGAAUCAUUCAGAUGUUCAUUGGCAAACUUCAGACGGGCAUGUAUAUGUGCUUUCUUGAGCAGGGGGACCUUGAGGGUGCUGCAGGAUUUCAGUCCUUCACGGCGUAGUGUGUUUACCAAUUGUUUUCUUGGUGACUAUGGCCCCCAGGGAGAGAGAGACUGCUGCCACUUCAGAUCAGUCAGGGAGAGAGAGACUGCUGCCACUUCAGAUCAGUCUCCAGAAACAGACUGCUGCCGCUCCUGAUCAGUCAGGGAGAGAGAGAGAGCAGAUCUUUGAAGCCUGAGCUCUGCGAUAGUCUGUCUGAUGAAACCGCUGCAUGUUGGACUGAAAGCACUGCAGCUCUUGGCACUCUUACGGGUCUUUGACACCAAAUUGGUUUGGAGCGUUUUUUUCUGAACUCGAACACUAUCAGCCCUCGGGAGCGCACUAAACAGCGCACCGUGGUUCGCUCAAAAAGGGUGGUCUCGGUCCGAUUUCAUUCAUACCAUGGUGUGGUUCGCUGCAGGUGAGAAUGCAGACCAAACACAGGCGCGCAGUAUUAGUGGUUGUUUGACUGAGAGCAUUUUAUGAAAUGCACGCAGUACCAUAACUUCAUAUCUCUGAAACAUUAUUUGAGUAGCAGCGCAUUUAUGAGCGCAUCCAAUGCAGAUUUGGGGAGACUGGGGCUGUUCCAGGGACAUAGUCCACUGAAUAAAGGCUAUUCACGUCACAGUUAGCGGCUAUUGCGCUGUUUUCUCCCACAUGUUGUUGGAAGACCAAAGCGAAAGUAAUAUGACAUUUGGGACACACAAGUUAUGCUUUUUGAUAAUCAUAGAUGGAUGUAACGUUAGCAUUUUUUUCCAAUAAACCAAUGACUUUCAUCAACAUGUGGUUUUGUUUAGGCAUUUUAGUAACCAGGAAAAAUUUAGAAAAUACAAUGUAACAAAUAACCGAACUCUGAUUCGAACUAUAGCUCAAAACUAUGCGUGAAAACGCCCUUAGAGUUAUUGUGUGGGUGGGUGGGUGUGUGUCAUGUUUAGCGUUGUUGAAGUUCUUUACAGAGCAGAGAGGUUAUGUGUGAUGUUAUUUUUUUGUCUCUGUUUGCCUCGUGUGGCCCUCAUCUCAGUUAGAGCGCUUCUGUGUAUGUGUGACAUGGCUUUUCCUUCAUGUUACACACUCCCUCUUCCCUUCCAGGCGGAGUGCCAGGGAGAUGGUGUGUGUGACCCCGGAGGGUCAGAGUCCUGGAGGUACCCCCGUCAUGGUGGACAUCAACUCAGCUGAGCUCAGGAACCCAGAGGUCAAAUUCAUCUACACCGAUGACCCCACCAUCCUCAAGAUUGAACCUGAAUGGAGCAUCGCUAGGUGAGGGUCUUAAACUGGGUGGUACUGGGCUUAUGGUCUUAACUGGUCUUAACAGAUUGCUUUAGAUCUUUUGUUGGACAAAACAGUUUAAUUUGUGUUUUAAUUCUAUGUAGAGAUCUGAAAGGAAUGGACAGGUGUUAGGCAAAAGUAAUGUGGUACUAGCUCCCUCUUUCAACUAUAUUGCUUAGGCCUAUCCAGUCAUCUCAGAUCUCAGUACAUAGGGAGUAAGGGUCGAUUUGGGUGUGAGUAUUAGCCUUAGUACUCAGUCAAGUAUGCUGUAGGUGCACUUUAUGAUACACUGUAUGGAGAGAUGGCAAAACUCACAGGUAUACUUGAAUUUGUUACCACUAUUUUUUCCACCCUGAAAACUGAUACAAUAGCAAAUCUUUGCUGAAAAAGGGGACUCUGAAGAUGCCCGUAGUUUGUAUUGCAGUCGAUGCAAAGACAGUAUAAAUACUCUCUGACUUAUUCAAAUGAGACAGCGUGGCGACACAGUUUGCUGCAGGAAUAUUUAUGAACAAACACAAGCUGUGUACAGAGCAGGAAGUGGAUUCCGAUGCAAAAUGGGCUCGAUAGAAUGAUCUAGAAAAACUGAGUUGCGUUCAUUUCUCAAUUCUAUCUGAAUGUAAACCAGUAGCUACCAGGCAGGCAGAUAACACUCUUGAUGUUCCCUGAAAUAGUAAUGUGGCUUCUGUCAAGUCACACUGUCUAAUUGACUGAAGUGCUAUUUUUUUAAUAUAUUUUUUAAUGUUUUUAUACACUACUGGUCAAAGGUUUAAGAACACCUAUUCAUUCAAGGUUUUUUCUUUAUUUGUACUAUUUUCUACAUUGUAGACUAAUAGUGAAGAAAUCAAAACUAUGAAAUAACACAUAUGGAAUCAUGUAGUAACCAAUAAAGUGUUAAACAAAUCUAAAUAUAUUUUAUAUUUGAGAUUCUUCAAAUAGCCACCCUUUGCCUUGAUGACAGCUUUGCACACUCUUGGCAUUCUCUCAACCAGCUUCACCUGGAAUGCUUUUCCAAGAGUCUUGAAGGAGUUCCCACAUAUGCUGAGCACUUGUUGGCUGCUUUUCCUUCACACUGCGGUCCGACUCAUCCCAAACCAUCUCAAUUUGGUUUAGGUCGGGGGAUUGUGGAGGACAUCUGAUGCAGCACUCCAUCACUCUCCUUCUUGGUAAAAUAGCCCUUAAACAGCCUGGAGGUGUGUUGGGUCAUUGUCCUGUUGAAAAACAAAUGAUAGUCCCAAACCAGAUGGGAUGGUGUAUCGCUGCAGAAUGCUGUGGUAGCCAUGCUGCUUAAGUGUGCCUUGAAUUCUAAAUAAAUCACAGAAAGUGUCACCAGCAAAGCACCUCCACACCUCCUCCUUAAUACUUUACGGUGGGAAAUACACAUGCGGAGAUAAUCCGUUCACCCACACCGCGUCUCACAAACACACGGCGGUUGAAACCAAAAAUCAUUAAAAGUCGUUUUUUCAACCACUCCACAAAUUUCUUGUUAACAAACUAUAGAUUUGGCAAGUCGGUUAGGACAUCUAAUUUGUGCAUGACACAAGUAAUUUUCCAACAAUUGUUUACAGACAGAUUAUUUCACUUAUAAUUUAAUGUAUCACAAUUCCAGUGGGUCAGAAGUUUAAAUACACUAAGUUGACUGUGCCUUUAAACAGCUUGGAAAAUUCCAGAAAAUGAUGUCAUGGCUUUAGAAGCUUCUGAUAAGAUAAUUGACAUCAUUUGAGUCAAUUGCAGGUGUACCUGUGGAUGUAUUUCAAGGCCUACCUUCAAACUCAGUGCCUCUUUGCUUGACAUCAUGGGAAAAUCAAAAGAAAUCAGCCAAGACCUCAGAAAAAAAAUGGUAGACCUCCACAAGUCUGGUUCAUCCUUGGGAGCAAUUUCCAAACGCCUGAAGGUACUAUGUUCAUCUGUACAAACAAUAGUACGGAAGUAUAAUCACCAUGGGACCACACAGCCGUCAUACCGCUCAGGAAGGAGACGUGUUAUGUCUCCUAGAGAUGAACGUACUUUGGUGCGAAAAGUGCAAAUCAAUCCCAGAAGAACAGCAAAGGACCUUGUGAAGAUGCUGGAGGACACAGGUACAAAAGUAUCUAUAUCCACAGUAAAACGAGUCCUAUAUCAACAUAACCUGAAAGGCUGCUCGGCAAGGAAGAAGCCACUGCUCCAAAACCGCCUUAAAAAAGCCAGACUACGGUUUGCAACUGCACAUGGGGACAAGAUCGUGCUUUUUGGCGAAAUGUCCUCUGGUCUGAUGAAACAAAAUAGAACUGUAUUUUGCUAGAAUGACCAUCGUUAUGUUUGGAUGAAAAAGAGGGUGGCUUGCAAGCCGAAGAACACCAUCCCAACCGUGAAGCACGGGGGUGGCAGCAUCAUGCUGUGGGGGUGCUUUGCUGCAGGAGGGACUGGUGCACUUCACAAAAUAGAUGGCAUCAUGAGGAAGGAAAAUUAUGUGGAUAUAUUGAAGCAACAUCUCAAGACAUCAGUCAGGAAGUUAAAGCUUGGUCACAAAUGGGUCUUCCAAAUGGACAAUGACCCCAAGCAUACUUCCAAAGUUGUGGCAAAAAGUGGCCAUCACAAAGCCCUGACCUCAAUCCUAUAGAAAAUGUGUGGGCAGAACUGAAAAAGCGUGUGCAAGCAAGGAGGCCUACAAACCUGACUCAGUUACACCAGCUCUGUCAGGAGGAAUGGGCCAAAAUUCACCCAACUUAUUGUGGGAAGCUUGUGGAAGGCUACCCGAAACGUUUGACCCAAGUUAAACAAUUUAAAGGUCAUGCUACCAAAUACUAAUUGAGUGUAUGUAAACUUCUGACCCACUGGGAAUGUGAUGAAAUUAAUAAAAGCUGAAAUAAAUCAUUCUCUCUACUAUUAUUCGGACAUUUGACAUUCUUAAAAUAAAAUGGUGAUCCUAACUGACCUAAGACAGGGAAUUUUUACUAGGAUUAAAUGUCAGGAAUUGUGAAAAACAGAGUUUAAAUGUAUUUGGCUAAGGUGUAUGUAAACCGCCGACUUCAACUGUAUACAUAUCUUUUUAAAGUAUAUUUUCCCUUCUUAUUUUCCCCUAACCCUACAACCCCUCUCCUAAUUAGAGUAAAGUAAUGGACAACAACACUUAGGCUUCUACUUCCAACUUAUACAUACUAUGUAAAUGUUACAGACACAAUGUAUUUUACAGAAGUUAUAUCUUUCUGGAACACUUUCUAUGGGCCACCUGUCUUGUAAUGCAUUAUAAAUACAUAAUAGGUAUUAAAGGGACACUUCAACACUUUUCAACUGAAAACGAAUCUUUUUGACUACAUGUAUGGUGCUGCUGGACAUAAUGGAUUUGAGUUUAAAAAGUGAUGAAGUGCCCCUUUAAUAUGUAUUUAUAGUUGCCUAUAGGGACCCAUAGAGAUUGUAGAUUGAAAAGCAAGUUCAAUGGAGAGUGGAUCCAGGUGAGGAAACAAUGUGCUGGAGUACUCACAAGGUGAAGUUGACCCUAGAUGCUGAUCCUGGGUCAGUUUUGGUUAAGGUUAGGUUUGAGGGAGGGGAAACUGAUCCUAGAUCUGUACCUAGGAGAAACGUAAUCCCAGCACUGAAUAGGCUGUGUAGCUCGGAGACACGGUAGGCAGUGCUCUUUGAAUAGGGUUGGUGGGAGAAAAAAGCAGCAAACACUUGGUAAAAAACUAAAAUGCUACCCUGGAGUACGUAAGCACAAAGUAUUUCCAAGUGCUUCCUGAUGAUUUGGCAGCUGCGUCUCAAGGGCGUCCAAACAGAUCUGAAGCCACUAGACACAAAAUGGCAGUCAGUCGCUAGGGGGAACUGGACAAACCACCACAGAGACAUCACGGUGGGUAGUAGAGGUGUAAAUGGGAGUGGCGUUUUAAUCUCCGUAGGGGCAGAGAGACGAUCGACAGACUCGACCGAUGAGACGUGCGAGGAGGCAAGCGAUCUCAUUUGUAACAGAGAUGUGAAGUAGAGAAGACAAAGAAAAAAAUUGAAGGGAAAAGAGGUGUUAGCAUUAUCCUCAGGAGGGGAAGUGACCUCGCUGGCUUUCUCGUUUGCCGUUUGUCUCACCGCUCCCAGAGGAUUGGCUGUUCCUCCUCUUGGCCAAUCAAGGCUUGUGUUUACGGCGCAAAGCAAUUUUGUCACCGCGUCCGCUCCGAUGGCGUCCGCUACAAACAAUAACAGUGGUUACGACAACAUACGUCCACUACAUACCGUCGGUGACACGACUCACACUUGUUACUUUCCAGCUUCUGCUGAGACACUGGUGUUCACCCUGCGCUAACAUCACAGUGACAAAACAGCACAGCAGAGAUGGCACAUAGGAAUGGGUUGGAGAGAUGCCUUGAUGUUCUCACAACAUUAUCACAAUGUUACCUGGAAUCGGUACAGUUUGGAAUCAAUAGUAGUCAACACCUACUAUUGAGCCACUCUCACCACACACUCUUACCUCUUUGACUCCUUUUGAGAGCUGUUGUGGCGAACCCUUUGUCUGGAACAAGUCUUUGAUUUAGUGUCUUUACAUCUACACCAACUCUUGUUAUGUCAGUCACUGAUAGUCAGUCAAUUAGCCCAUGUCAGCAAAACAUUUUUGGAUUGCUAAAUUAGUUUAGCGGCCAGCUAUCUAAACUUGUUAUCAACUCUAAGCAAAAUAUUAUCUCCGCUGUCAAGAGGGGGGCCACUAAGAUGUUUUGCUCGCUGUGUGUGUAGGGGGGGAUGGAUGUGGGUACGUAGAACCGCGAGCAGCUGCGGCCCCUCAUGAUGUUCCGAUUUUUUGUGGCCCCCACCCUCAUCAAAGUUUCCCAUCCCUGCUCUACACAGACAAGCAGGUGGGCCUAAAGCUCACUAAAAUCUCUAUGCAGACGCAAUAUUCUAAGUGUUGCAAUGUCUUUUUUCAACACAAAAGGGGCUGCUCCUUGUAAUACGCUCUGUCAUUCAACAUACUUUUUUACAACCUGAAAAUGUGGUGGGGGCUAUAUAGGCUAUUCAUCAAAGUAGCCUGUUUUGCAUUGAUAACCAAAUAUAAUCUCAGUGACUGUUCAAACAGUAAACCAAACAAGAGGAAUCCACCCAAAAGGGUAUUUUAAGUAAUAACUAGUGAUUACAGGCUAUUGUGGAAUAGUAGAACCUGCUGUAGCCAACUAGCUAGCCAUGUGCUUUUUUCUCCGUGAUCAAAACAUGACAUUCUAGUUUUAGCUGAUAUGAGAAUAAUAUGCUGCUUGUGUAUUCGAACUGGGAUAAUGUUUUAGGUUACACUGGCAAGUAUAAGACUAUUUCACAUGAAGAUGUGGGAAGCUGAAAAGGCUAGCUAGAGUGCUAUGUUUUUAGCCAGUCUAAAGCCAGCUAGCCAGGCUGCCAGCUAGCUACUACUAGGAAGGGAAGGCGAUUCUUCCUGGCUUUCACAAAAUGAAAAGACAAAAAAAAAAAAUGUUCUAUCGCCCCCUUGUGAAUGGGAGUGGGAGCGGCGAGGAUAUCAUGUUACCAAAAGGUGUCCGCUACUCAAGAAAUCCCACUCCAUCCACGUGCAUGCGCGUAGAUCAACAGAGUGAAGCUUGUAGUAACCUUAAGACAAGUUAGCCUGCAGGCUAACCAGUCGAGCAGUUUGGCCUAAGACAAGUUAGCUUGCAUGCUAACCAAUUCAGGUCUGCCACAUUGCGUUACGUCAGUGUGGUUUGGAAAGUUCAGCACCCCGUGGCUAUGAGGUGUCUGGGGGGGACGUGAAUCUUGCUUAUGUUACCCCUGUCCCUGUUGGUCAUUGUCGGGCGAAUUGAAAAGGUCAAAGGGUGAAAAGGUCAGAAAGCAGCAAUGCCAGAGUCUGGAUGUGCAAGCUUUUGUUCCAGCCCAGCAGUAACAUACCUGUUUCAAAUCACCAACUAAUCAUCUGGACCACGAUAAAUGUAAUCAGAUGUGUUAGUGCUGGGCUGGAACAAAAGCCUGCACAUCCAGUACAUCUCCAAGUACCUGAGAUGGAGAAUAUAAUUUUGGGUUUUAGAUAUUGGAGGUGUUCAUUGAGAUAAUAAUGUAGUAUUUUGGUCCCUUCCCCGAAGCUCUAUUAGAGUUUAAACAAGCUUUUAAUAUGCAUGUAAGAGCCUUAGUGUUACCAUCAUUAUCUGUGAUAGAGUGCGUAAAACAGAUCAAAUACUCUACAGUGAGAGUGGGCAUUAACAUUAAUGCCAUAGCUGCAGGGUCUUUUUCACUUGGACUAAAAUUAAAUGUAUUCGGCAAUGCUUGGUUCUCUGGAAUAUAUGGGAUUCGUUAAAAAUGACACCCUAUUCCCUACAUCAGUGGUUCUCAAACCGCUCCUCAGGGACUCCCAGCUGUUCCAUGUAUUUGGUAUUUUCCAGAGCUAGCACAACUGAUUCAACUUGUCAACUAACCAUCAAGCACUUGACUAAUUGAAUCAGGUGAGCUAGUUCAGGGCUACAACAAAAUUGUUAAAUGUUUGGGUCUCUCCAAGGAGAGGUUUAAGAAGCACUGCCCUAUAUAGUGCACUACUUUUGACCAGAGCCCUAUGGGCCCAUUUGGGACGCACACUGUGCCUUCUGUAAUCGUAUAAAAGACAGGAAUCACAGUGAAGUGCCCUUGUUGAAUGUUUUGAUACGAUCUUGCAGGGAAUAGGAUUAUGGCUUUGUUAUUGUAGUGUUUGAGGGUGGAUGUGCUGUUAUGAGUGUUGUUGUUGACUGUUUCUUCUUCUGCAGUGGCGGAACCAUGUUGACCAUCACCGGCACCAACCUGGCUACCAUCAAGGAGCCCAAGAUGAGAGCCAAGUAUGGGAAAGCACAAUCUGUCAACGUGAGUACUACUGACCAUACACACACCUGACCCAGUGGUCACCCGGCCCUGGGCCUAUUUAUGGGUGUCUGUACAUGUUGUUUUUUUACACUGAACAAAAAUAUAAACGCAGCAUGUAAAGUGUUUUGGACCCAUGUUUCAUGAGCUGAAAUAAAAUGUCUCUCAAAUGUUGUGCACAAAUUUGUUUACAUCCCUGUUAGUGAGCAUUUCUCCUUUGCCAAGAUAAUCCAUCCACCUGACAAGUGUGGCAUAUCAAGAAGCUGAUUAAACAGCAUGGUCAUUACACAGGUGCACUUUGUGCUGGGGACAGUAAAAUGUGCAGUUUUGUCACACAACACAAUGCCACAGAUGUCUCAAGUUUUGAGGGAGCGUGCAAUUGGCAUGCUGACUGCAGGAAUGUCCACCAGAGCUGUUGCCAGAGAAUUGAAUGUUCAUUUCUCUAACAUAAGCUGCCUCCAAUGUCGUUUUAGAGAAUUUGACAGUACGUCCAUCUGGCCUUGCUGAUGUCAAUGUUGUGAACAGAGUGCCCCUCGGUGGCUGUGGGGUAAUGGUAUGGGCAGGCAUAAGCUACAGACAACGAACACAAUUGCAUAUUAUCGAUGGCAAUUUGAAUGCACAGAGAGACCGUGACGAGAUCCUGAGGCUCAUUGUCGUGCCAUUCAGCCGCCGCCAUCACCUCAUGUUUUAGCAUGAUAAUGCACGGCCCCAUGUACACAAAUCCUGGAAGCUGAAAAUAUCCCAGUUCUUCCAUGGCCUGCAUUCUCACCAGACAUGUCACCCAUUGAGCAUGUUUAGGAUGCUCUGGAUUAACGUGUACGACAGCAAGUUCCAGUUCCCGCCAAUAUCCAGCAACUUUGCACAGCCAUUGAAGAGGAGUGGGACAACAUUCCACAGGCCACAAUCAACAGCCUAAUCAACUCUAUGUGAAGGAGAUGUGGUGUGCUGCAUGAGGCAAAUGGUGGUCACACCAGAUACUAACUGGUUUUCUGAUGUAUCUAUGACCAACUAAUCCAUACAGUGAGGGAAAAAAGUAUUUGAUCCCCUGCUCAUUUUUUAUGUUUGCCCACUGACAAAGACAUGAUCAGUCUAUAAUUUUAAUGGUAGGUUUAUUUGAACAGUGAGAGACAGAAUAACAACAAAGAAAUCCAGAAAAACGCAUGUAAAAAAAAGUUAUGAAUUGAUUUGCAUUUUAAUGAGGGAAAUAAGUAUUUGACCCCUCUGCAAAACAUGACUUAGUACUUGGUGGCAAAACCCUUGUUGGCAAUCACAGAGGUCAGACGUUUCUUGUAGUUGGCCACCAGGUUUGCACACAUCUCAGGAGGGAUUUUGUUCCACUCCUCUUUGCAGAUCUUCUCCAAGUCAUUAAGGUUUCGAGGCUGACGUUUGGCAACUCAAACCUUCAGCUCCCUCCACAGAUUUUCUAUGGGAUUAAGGUCUGGAGACUGGCUAGGCCACUCCAGAACCUUAAUGUGCUUCUUCUUGAGCCACUCCUUUGUUGCCUUGGCCGUGUGUUUUGGGUCAUAGUCAUGCUGGAAAACCCAUCCAUGACCCAUUGUCAAUGCCCUGGCUGAGGGAAGGAGGUUCUCACCCAAGAUUUGACGGUACAUGGCCCCGUCCAUCGUCCCUUUGAUGCGGUGAAAUUGUCCUGUCCCCUUAGCAGAAAAACACCCCCAAAGCAUAAUGUUUCCACCUCCAUGUUUGACAGUGGGGAUGGUGUUCUUGGGGUCAUAGGCAGCAUUCCUCCUCCUCCAAACACGGCGAGUUGAGUUGAUGCCAAAGAGCUCGAUUUUGGUCUCAAGGGGGACCUUGCGGGCGCUGCAGGAUUUCAGUCCUUCACGGCGUAGUGUGUUACCAAUUGUUUUCUUGGUGACUAUGGUCCCAGCUGCCUUGACAUCAUUGACAAGAUCCUCCCGUGUAGUUCUGGGCUGAUUCCUCACCGUUCUCAUGAUCAUUGCAACUCCAUCAAUCCUUGGAGAGCUCUUUGGUCUUGGCCAUGGUGGAGAGUUUGGAAUCUGAUUGAUUGAUUGCUUCUGUGGACAGGUUUCUUUUAUACAGUUAACAAGCUGAGAUUAGGAGCACUCCCUUUAAGAGUGUGCUCCUAAUCUCAGCUCGUUACCUGUAUAAAAGACACCUGGGAGCCAGAAAUAUUUCUGAUUGAGAGGGGGUCAAAUACUUAUUUCCCUCAUUAAAAUGCAAAUAAAUUUAUAACAUUUUUUACAUGCGUUUUUCUGGAUUUUUUUGUUGUUAUUCUGUCUCUCACUGUUCAAAUAAACAUACCAUUACAAUUAUAGACUGAUCAUUUCUUUGUCAGUGUGCAAACGUACAAAAUCUGCAGGGGAACAAAUACUUUUUUCCCUCACUGUAGAUUAGGGCCUAAAGAGUGUAUUUCAAUUGUCUGAUUUCCUCAACUGUAACUCAGUAAAAACAUAGAACUUGUUGCAUGUUACUUUUAUAUUUUGUUCAGUAGAAGUUAAAUCUCCUUUUCGCAUGUUAACCUUUUGAAAUGUCAACCAGCAAUUAACCCAGUCUGUCUGGCAAUCCCUCCUUCACCUAGCACCACAGGGCUAGGCUAACCUUUUCUCUUUUAGUGUCCCCUCCCCCAUUCCCCUUCUCUCUCUCUACCUGAAGAUAACAUCCCAACCAAAACAAAGGUUAUUUUCCUGCUUUGUCCUUCUCCCAUAUCACAAUUUUUAUCCGGCUCCCCUUUUCAAUAAUGCUUCUGUGUCUCCCCCGUGCGAUUUCAGACCCCGUUAGCAUACGCUAGCUAAUGUGCCGUGAUUACUUAGCAUGCCAGAGGGGAGGUUGGAAGGCAUGUUGUGGAAAAGCAGAGAGUCUAGAGAGAACCCAACCAUUUCCAUAGCGUGCUUUUAGCAUUGUGUGUUAGCGUCAGUCUCGCUAACCGUGUGUCUUUAUACAGUGCAUUCGGAAAGUAAAAUGUGGACUUUGUCCACAUUUGGUUACGUUACAGCCUUAUUCUAAAAUUGAUAAAAUUGUUUUUUCCCCUCAUCAAUCUACACACAAUACCCCAUAUAUAAAUAUUACAUUUACAUAAGUAUUCAGACCCUUUACUCAGUACUUUGUUGAAGCACCUUUGGCAGUCAUUACAGCUUCAAAUCUACUUGGGUAUAACGCUACAAGCUUGGCAUACAUGUAUUUAGGGAGUUUCUCCCUUUCUUCCCUGUAGAUCCUCUCAAGCUCUGUCAGGUUGGAUUGGGAGCGUCGCUGCAUAUCUAUUUCCAGGUCUCUCCAGAGAUGUUGGAUCGGGUUCAAGUCCCGGCUCUGCCUGGGCCACUCAAGGACAUUCAAAGACUUGUCCCGAAGCCACUCCUGCGUUGUCUUGGCUGUGUGCUUAGGGUUGUUGUCCUGUUGGAAGGUAAACCUUCGACCCAGUCUGAGGUCCUGAGCGCUCUGGAGCAGGUUUUCAUCAAGGAUCUCUCUGUACUUUGCUGCGUUCAUCUUUCCCUCGAUCCUGCCUAGUCUCACAGUCCCUGCCGCUGAAAAACAUCCCCACAGCAUGAUGCUGCCACCACCAUGCUUCACCGUAGGGAUGGUGCCAGGUUUCCUCCAGACGUGACGCUUGCCAUUCAGGCCAAAGAGUUCAGUCUUGGUUUCAUCAGACCAGAGAAUUUUGGCAAACUCCAAGCGGGCUGUCAUGUGCCUUUUACUGAGGAGUGGCUUCCGUCUGGCCACUCUACCAUAAAGGCAUGAUUGGUGGAGUGCUGCAGAGAUGGGAGAACCUUCCAGAAGGACAACCAUCUCCACAGAGGAACUCUGGAGCUCUGUCAGAGUGACUAUCGGCUUCUUGGUCACCUCCCUGACCAUUGCCCUUCUCCCCCGAUUGCUCAGUUUGGCCAUGCGGCCAGCUCUUAGAAGAGUUUUGGUGGUUCCAAACGUCUUCCAUUUAAGAAUGAUGGAGGCCACUAUCUUCUUGGGUACCCUUCCCCAGAUCUGUGCUUCAACACAAUCCUGUCUGAGCUCUACGGACAAUUCCUUCAACCUCAUUGCUUUGUUUUUGCUCUGACAUGCACUGUCAACUGUGGGACCUUAUAUAGACAGGUGUGUGCCUUUGCAAAUCAAUGUUCCCAAUCAAUUAACAUGGACCACAGGUGGGACUCCAAUCAAGUUGUAAGAAACAUCUCAAGGGAUGAUCAAUGGAAACAGGAUGCAUCUGAGCUUCAAUUUUCGAGUCUAAUUAGCAAAAUGGUCAUGAAUACUUAUGUAAAUAAGGAUUUUCGUUUUUAUUUUAAUAAAUUAGUAAACAUUUCUAAAAAACAUUUUUUCGCUUUGUCAUUAUGGGGUAUUGUGUGUAGAUUGAUGAGGAAAAUGUUUAUGUUUUUUGGAAUAAUGCUGUAAUCAAUAUUGGUCUGAAAUAUGCGUUGUCCUGCUCAUGUUUUUAUAUGACCAACUGUUUCAUGUUGUCGUGUCUUUAGUCCUAAUAAAGCGGUGGAAGUCUUUGUAGAACUUUUGAAUGCCUUACAUGUAGUCCUUUACUGUCAUGCCGAUGUUGUCUUUAUAUGUCCUUACUGUUUCAUUUGUCUUGUCUUUAUUGUCCUACAUAAGAGAGACGUUGUUUGUCUUUAUAUGUCCUUACUGUCUCAUGGUCUUUAUUGUCCUUUGUUAUGUCCUUAACGUGUCUCAUGUUGUCUUGUCUUUAUAUGUCCUACUGUCUAUGUGACUUGUUUUUAUGUCCUUACUGUCUCAUGUUGUUGUUAUAUGUCUCCUACAUUGUCUAUGUUGUCCUGUGUUUGUUUAUAACUGUCCUGUCUCAUGUUGUCUUGUUUUAUAUGUCCUUACUGUCUCAUGUUGUCUUGUUUAUAUGUCCUACUGUCUCAUGUUUGUCUUUUAUGUCCUUACUGUCUCAUGUUGUCUGUUCUUUAUAUGUCCUUACUGUCUCAUGUUGUCUUUAUAUGUCCUUAUGUCUCAUGUUGUUGUUUCUUAUAUGUCCUUAAUGUCUCAGUUGUCUUGUCUUUAUGUCUCCUUACUGUCUCAUGUUAUCUUUAUAUGUCCUUACUGUCUCAUGUUGUCUUUAUAUGUCCUUACUUUCUCAUGUUGUCUUGUCUUUAUAUGUCCUUACUGUCUCAUGUUGUCUUGUCUUUAUAUGUCCUUGCUGUCUCAUGUUGUCGUGUCUUUAUAUGUCCUUACUGUCUCAUGUUGUAUUGUCUUUAUAUGUCCUUGCUGUCUCAUGUUGUCUUGUCUUUAUAUGUCCUUACUGUCUCAUGUUGUCUUGUCUUUAUAUGUCCUUACUGUCUCAUGUUGUCUUUAUAUGUCCUUACUGUCUCAUGUUGUCGUGUCUUUAUAUGUCCUUGCUGUCUCAUGUUGUCUUGUCUUUAUAUGUGCUUGCUGUCUCAUGUUGUCUUCGUCUGCGUUGAUGGAGAGGGGAAUGUUUAGCCCACAGGGGCAAACUGUAGGAGAUGGUAUCACCAUUGAUGUAACUCAGCAAUUUUGGUUUUCUGUUCGUUGUUUCCAUUUUAUUCAGUGUCCAAAAUUAACCUAUCCACCGUUCUCUCUCAGCUCGGACGGUUUGGUUACAUUAUGGAAGUUAUCACUUUGUAUUACAUGUCAGUGUAGUGUACAUAUUGAACUUAUCCACCCUCCUAUCUCUCUUUGCCCCUUUCAGCAAUUUUUAUUGUAUGUUUUUUAUUGUAUGUUUUUUGUUUACGUUUUGUUUACAUUAUGGAAGCUAUACACUGAGUGUACAAAACAUUAGGAACACCUGCUCUUUCCAUGAAAUAGACUGACCAGGUGAAUCCAGUCACCUGUUAAAUCCACCAAUCAUGGAGAGGAGACAGGUUAACUAAGGAUUUUUAAGCCUUGAGACAAUUGAGACAUGGAUUGUGUAUGUGUGCCGUUCAGAGGGUGAAUGGGCAAGACAAAAUAUUUAAGUGCUUUUGAACAGGGUAUGGCAGUAGGUGCCAGGCGCACCGGUUUGAGUGUGUCAAGAACUGCAACGCUACUGCGUUUUUCACACUCAACAGUUUCCUGUGUGUAUCAGAAUGGUCCUCCACCCAAAGGACAUCCAGCCAUCUUAACACAACUGUGGGAAGCAUUGGAGUCAACAUGGGCCAGCAUCCCUGUGGAACGUUCAACACCUUGUAGAGUCCAUGCCCCGACAAAUUGAGGCUGUUCUGAGGGGAAAAGCGGGUUAAUCUCAAUAUUAGGAAGGUGUUCCUAAUGUUUUGUGCACUGAGUGUAUACACUUCUGGCUACAUGUCAGUGUACUGUACAUGUGCAUAGUUAAUAUAUGUAUCCAACAUCCUCUCUCUUCAGAACUGCACAGUGCUCAACAACACUGUUAUGAUGUGUCUUGCGCCCUCUCUGGCCUUCUCUGAGAAGGUCUUCUCAGAGACAGGCAGUGGUCCCGACGAGAUCGGCUUCGUCAUGGACGACGUGCGCACAACGCUUGUGGUCAACGAGACGUUCAGCUUCUACCCAGACCCUGUGAUCGAGCCUCUCAGCCCCACGGGCCUGCUGGAGCUCAAGCCCAGCUCCCCACUCAUCCUCAAG
Messenger RNA from Coregonus sp. 'balchen', 27956 nucleotides. NCBI's taxonomy places the organism in Eukaryota, Metazoa, Chordata, Actinopteri, Salmoniformes, Salmonidae. The record is from the annotation of a GenBank genome assembly.